CUGCAGCGACACUCCGCGAGAGCUGGGCGCACUACAUACACGCCGGCGCGGCCAAGCGCAUCGACAGACAGGGGUGGCACAUCCCUCGCCGACUGCCUACCGCAACUCGGGACGUUGCGGGAGCGUCUGCAGAGCGCGCGUGCACGGCGAGAGAGCCCAGACUCGGGUUCUUCAGCAGCAACAGCAACAGCAGCGGAAGAAAUUAAAGAUGAACCAGCAGGGAGACGUCUCCCCGUCUGCAGACACCACGCCUUCUCUCGGGUCCCAGUACUCGUACAGCGAGCAAAACCCGCUGACCUCGGACGACCCUUCGGUCUACUACACGGACGCCGGGGAGCCGAAGAAGCCGCAAGCGGUCGCUCUUCACGGUUGGCAGAGGACCGUUGGCGUCGAUGAUGACUUUGAUGCUACCAUACCCGUGUGCCUCGGCGCACCGGGGACUGGGCUUGCCACAGCUAAGGUGCCCGCGAACGGGGGCGCAAUGCUCGGGCCCAGCAUGGGCAGAGGGAAGCCACUUCGCCCGCAGCAACAGCAGCAGCAGCAGCAGCAGCAGCAGCAGCAGCAGGAGAACUCAGCCGCGGCGGGGCAGCCGACGUCAGCGCCGGGCCUGGGCCUGGGCGCCGUGGUGGACCUCGGUAACGUGAAGGUUACCAAGGAGGACAAGAGAGAAGCUAAAUCGCUGAGGGUGCAGCCGGCGGCGGAAGGCGCGGCGCCGUUGCCCUACCCCCGCGUAGCCGACGUUGUCUCGGAGACCGACUCCUCCUCUUCCUCCUCCGCGGGGACGGACGACGACGACCCUACCGGCCGACAAAAGGGACGGCAGGAGAGUCAGUUCGAGACGAGCUCGGCUGCUUCCUCGGACAUGAGCUUCUUGGUCAACACCGCCUCCGGGGCUUUCUUCGGUGGCAGGCAGACCUUCGGGCGAGCCAUAGAGCCGCGGAUUCCGGCCACGGUCGGCGAGGAGCGCCUUCACAACAGCCUCGCGCAGUACAUGGGGAGCCGCCGAACCCUCGCGUCCAGGGGCGGCGCAAUGUCCACCGUGGGUGAGAGUCACACAUCUAUCACUGCUGCUACCGCUGACGGAACCGCCACAGGAGGAGCGGACAGAUUGGUCGGCGAGGUGGCGGCGGCGGUCGGUACCAGCAGCGCGAACACCACGGCCUUGUCCCUCAGCGGCGGCAGCGGCAGCACGAUGAACACGGGCGACAGCCAGGAGAGCGCCAAGGGCGUGGCCACCGCCGCCGCCGCCGCUCCGGAAGAACUUGAUCGUAGGAGUAAAUUUCGUCGCGGGAGCAAAGGCGGCAGCAGCGGCGGAAGAGAGGAAGAAACCAAAGGAGGUUCCGCUACUGGAAGAGGUGGUCCCUCGGAACGAAUAGCCAAGCGGUCCAGCUUCGGCGACGAGGAUGACGAGCCCGUGGAGACCGGGGAGAGAGCGAUACAUUGCAGCUGCCUGCGAAGAACCUGGCCUUGGGGGAAGGCGGGAUGGAUAGCAGAGGGCGGGGACCACCAAGAGGGAGGGAUGGUCGGUUGCGGGGGAGAAGAAAAACGCCGGAGCCGGAACGACGAAAGGAGGAGGACGCCCGUGCGACCAGCAGCGGGAGUACAGAAGAAGGUGCCACCACCUAACGAAACUUGUUGCGCAUCCCUACUCGACGCUUGGUUGAUGAGUGGGGAAAACGAACAGGGAGUGGCUGCUACUGGGAUCUAGUGUGGUAAGGUUUAAAGCUCUCUAGUGUGGAUGUUGUUCAAGCUGUUGUUUGGCGUGAGAACCAAGUCCCCCCUUUUAACUACUGAAGUGGUGGAGCGUACUAUAUUUGGGAGAUGAGAGAGGCGAAAAAAAAUGGGCGGCUGCGUCGCUUGGGUAUUUCGCGUUGUCGGUCGACACGUUCUACCGUCAAUUUUCAGAACAUUUUUUUUUCGCCCCACAAGCUGAGCGGCAGCCACCACAGAGCUGCUAUGUGAUGCGUUGUUCUGGAAUUGAUAGCGUUUGAUGAGCAUUUCUUUAAUAUCUUCCAACCUGAAGGACCACUUCUUGUUCAGGCGGCUGGUGUACUGUGCGGUGUAAUCAUUAAACGCGCCGGGGGGCGCCACCAAGCAAGGUUGCCGAGACCGGCCUAUCUUUCAAUCUUGUAAGGAAUUUUUAAGCCCCCCGUUGGGCUGUGCGAUCCCCUCGACGCCUGGGUCGAGGUUGUUUCUGUUACGAACUUGUGUUUGUUUCUCUUCCGUGUUAGUUGUGAUGAUCGCAUGUAGCAGAAACCGUCUGCGGUGGCAUCACACGAGG
Molecule: messenger RNA, 2281 nt
Organism: Ectocarpus sp. CCAP 1310/34
Lineage: Eukaryota; Phaeophyceae; Ectocarpales; Ectocarpaceae
Source: the annotation of a GenBank genome assembly